GGGGCUUAAGUGGGCUAAUUUCGUUUUGUCAUCGGUAUACCUGUUGUUGUAUUGAUUUUGCAGCGCCCAGAACUUAAAAUUCGUGCCUGUGCGUGCCUGUUGCUAGAGCUGCAACGGUACUCCAAGUAGAUUCGCUGGCAAGCCCACUCCGCCCCACCUGCACCACCAUAGGUCUCGCCGAGACGGCUGUCCUAGACCUGAUGGCUGCCAAUUUGCAACAGCAGCGUUCCCUUAAUUCCCAACUACGUCGCGAGAUGGGAAUAGAACGGAUUCAGGUCUCUGAAGCGUGUACGCUGAUGAUGAAGUACAUAUUGGAGAACGAAGCGGACGACUCUCUGCUGAGCGGAUUCAACAGCCAAAACUUGAAUCCGUUCCGCGAGAAGAGCUCGUGCAGCAUCUUAUAAGUAGAAUUAUAAGUUCGAACUGUGCCACCCCACACACGUUCCUAACAACAGUAUUUAUUGAUAUAUACAAAAACUACUCAUAUAUUAUAUUGUACUCAAAUAGACCCGCCGAAUGGCGGGGAAUAUGCAUGUGUGUAUUAGUAUAACCUAUUGAUGUUUGUUGUAAGUAUGCUGACCUCAAUUAUGUCUAUAAACUGAAUAUAUACAAUGUAUAGGGCAGAUAUUUAUGAAUGUGUAAACAUUCGGGAACCGUCUUGAACAAAAAUGCCUGCAUAGUAUGUAUAGAUAUCGUGUAUUUUGCUAUCCUGUAGCUCUUUUUUGGAGAAAGACAUUCAUAUUUAUGAAUUAGCAGCCCACCCCACCCCCUCUAUAAAUGUUUCCUAUUGAGAUAUCCGUCAAAUAAAUCUAUAUAUUCGUAAAAUAAAUCAAUGUAGACAAGCAUUUACA
Drosophila miranda is the source of this 851-nucleotide messenger RNA. RefSeq names its product guanine nucleotide-binding protein subunit gamma-1-like. The coding region runs from base 201 to 404 and encodes 67 amino acids. NCBI's taxonomy places the organism in Eukaryota, Metazoa, Arthropoda, Insecta, Diptera, Drosophilidae. The transcript has 2 exons. The record is from RefSeq and is a predicted model, not a curated record. Gene Ontology annotation, biological process: G protein-coupled receptor signaling pathway. Gene Ontology annotation, cellular component: heterotrimeric G-protein complex. Gene Ontology annotation, molecular function: G-protein beta-subunit binding.